This is a messenger RNA of Pyrenophora tritici-repentis Pt-1C-BFP, 752 nucleotides long. Its product is annotated as Tim17 domain containing protein. Gene Ontology annotation, biological process: mitochondrial respiratory chain complex I assembly. NCBI's taxonomy places the organism in Eukaryota, Fungi, Ascomycota, Dothideomycetes, Pleosporales, Pleosporaceae. The record is from RefSeq and is a predicted model, not a curated record.
ACCAACGUCUAGAGAGCUCACGACAAGGCAAUUCCGACGCCCAAUUCCGCCCGUCAUGGCCGAACACGCGACAUACCACCCGCGGGAUGCUAUCCAUAACACCGUCCUCACGGGAACGCAAACCACAGUCAUCGGUGCCCUCAUAGCCGGUGUCCAGAACACGCUACGAAAGCAGAAUGUCGGAGCCAUGGGCGUCCUCACCCAUUCGGGACACCUUAUCGCCGUCUUUGGCACCGCGGGAGUCGCAUAUCAAUUCACAAAGGACGCGGCCGCCAACUUGCGCCGAAAGGAUGAUACCUACAAUGAGGCCAUGGCUGGUUUCGCCGCUGGUGCCACUACUGGCAUUUUCCGACGAAGCCUUCCCUACAUGCUCGGUGCCGGUGCUUUGUUCGCUACCGGCAUGGCCACAUUCAACUACGUUGGUGGAAUUCGAGGCGUAGGAGACAUUCGCGACCAGGUCGAUGAUGAUGGCGAGGUUGAACGUAGGGAAGAGUUGAAGAAAGUGCGCAGACGGCCAUUGUCUGAGACUCUGGAACAACUGGGUGAAGGCCGAGGAAUUUAUGGCCCUGGCUGGGAAGAGAGGAGGCGGCAGCGAUUGUUGGAAAAGUACGGCAUCGAUGUCAAGGCAGCCCAAGAGGCAGCAUAAACAUACAUAUACACUUUCCUACGAGUUCGCAACAUGAAAUACCCGAUCGGAAGCACACGGGCUACAUCUGUGUAAAUAUCCCAAACAAUUGAACCGUGUCCAGAAA